AUGGAAGCCGGUGCAGCAGCGAAAGUGGCUCCUGCUGAGACGCCGGUCGUGCAGGAAUUAGACGCCAAGGGUCCGUCUGAAGAUGAAAAAGCAAACGCGCCAGAACAUGGAGCACUAAGCGCUCCUGAGUUGAAAGAGUCGAAAGAGGUGAAAGAGGAGAAGGAGAACCAGAAGCACGAAGAAAAGCAUGAAGAAAAGCACGAUGAAGAAAUGUUGGGGUUUGAAGUGGAAAAAACUCUAGCAGCAUUGGUCACUACCAAAUGGGGAGGUAAAGUACAAGACUACCCUAUACGUUAUAAAACGUUGGAUAAGACAUAUAUCUUUACACUCGAUGGUAUUAACCAGAUUAAUGAUAUUAUGAAGUUAGUAAGAUUUCAUGUAUGGAGUGCAACACCAGUGAAAGAUGAAGUUAUGCUCAAAGCGCCAAUUCCCAAACAGAAGUGGGAAUUAAGAAAAGACAAGGUCAAAAUGAUCGAGAAGGUUGGUGCUGGCGCAUUUGGUGAGGUAUGGCGUGGAACACUGCAAGAAAACCCGAGGGUUCCUCCUGCCCAAGUCGCUAUAAAAGUGGGGCAAUUUGCUUUCAGGAACGUGGUUAGGUUUUACGGAGUCGUGUAUAGAGGUUCCGUCGAUGCGAUGAUUGUUAUGGAAUAUGUGUCAUCAAGAACGAGAAUUAGCUAUUCUAUCGACGCUGCAACUGGUCUCGCCUAUUUACAUGCGAAAGGAUGUAUGCAUAGGGACGUGGCCUGUCGGAAUUGCCUUAUCGACGUUUCGAAAGGUAUUGUAAAACUCACCGAUUUCGGUAUGUCGAAGCAGGGAGACACCUAUAACAUUCCAAUGGACGAAAAAGUUCCCGUAAAGUGGCAAGCUCCUGAGGUUCUCACGAAGCGAUUGUAUACGCCCAAAAGUGAUGUAUAUUCAUAUGGAAUACUUACUUGGGAAAUAUUUAACAACGGUGAACCACCUUUCAAAGGAAUAGAGAACAGAGUUGUCAGGGAAAAAGUGGGUCCCUGA
Molecule: messenger RNA, 1011 nt
Organism: Haemonchus placei
Lineage: Eukaryota; Metazoa; Nematoda; Chromadorea; Rhabditida; Trichostrongylidae
Source: the annotation of a GenBank genome assembly